Messenger RNA from Pyricularia pennisetigena, 4203 nucleotides. RefSeq lists its product as uncharacterized. The coding region runs from base 1 to 4203 and encodes 1400 amino acids. The record is from RefSeq and is a predicted model, not a curated record. NCBI's taxonomy places the organism in Eukaryota, Fungi, Ascomycota, Sordariomycetes, Magnaporthales, Pyriculariaceae. The transcript is spliced from 3 exons.
AUGCCCCGUGGCCGCAGCGGCUGUGGCGGCAAGGGGGGAAAGCAGGCCUUGAGGUUGGCUUCGAACUGGGGGAUGAGGAGCGGGGCGCUGUCCUCGAAGGCGCGGACGAGGGCGGGCUUGCGCGCGCCCGGCGUCGUGGGGAAGCCCAGCGUGGUCAGGGAGCGGCGGAGGACGGGGACCGUGGCGCGCCAGGGGUCGAAGGUCGGGGACAGGAACGGGUGCUGCUUCAGUUGGGCGGACCACCAGUCUUCAAAGGUGGGCGAGGGUGGGGGGAUAGGGCGCCCUCCCCGGGGUCCUGUGGCUCUGGGCCUGCGACACCUUGACGAUCAAGGCCUCGAUCAUGAUGAGCUCGCGCUGGAACUCGACCUCGCCCUCGAGGGUGUCCUUGAUGACCUCGGCGGCGGUCUUGAGCUCGCCGCCGACGCCCAUGCCGGCGUCGUCCAUGCCGCCGCCGAUGCCAAAGGCGGGGAUCUGGAUGUGCGGGUCGGCCCAGCCGGUGGACAGCAGGGCCUUGAUGGCGGCGACCCAGCGGCCCCUGUUCCGGGCCAGGGUCGUGGUGGACUCGGGCGUCAUAUUGAGGACCGACGAAGAGCCGCGGUGGUGGAAGAACUGCCGCCCGGCCUUGAGCGCCUGCGUCCACACGAGACGCCUCUGCGCCUCGAGGUCCGCCGACUCGACCACCUCGGUCGGCGCGGUGGAGACGGCAUCGUCGCCGCCGCCGCCGCCACCGCUGCCGUCUUGGCCCUCGCCGUCUCCCCCCUCGGCGGCGGCGGCGGCGGCGGCGGCGUCGGCUCCCUCGGCGCUCGGGGGACCGCCGGCGGCCUCCAGCAGCAGCGGCACGAAGCGGCCGUCGGGCAUGUCGUGGUGGAAGUCGCGGUAGGUUCCGGUGACGGCGCCCGAGGCGCUGACGCUGGGCCCGCCGUCGACGGUGCGCGAGUCACCCUCGGGGCUGACGGCGUACUCGAGCAGGUCCAUGGCGAGCGAGGCGCGGGCCUUGUCGUCGGCGACGAGCGAGAGCUUGUAGGAGACGUAGCCCAGCAGGUUGGCCUGCAGGGCGAGGGACAGGAAGCCGGCGCGGCGCGGGCUGGGCCCCAGCUCCAUGGGCUCGUAGUCGGACCAGUGCGAGGCCAUGAGCGGGCGGUAGCGGUCCCGGUACCAGCCGACGUCGUCGCGGGCGGGGACGUGCUCCUUGACGGCGGUCUGCCAGGCCUCCUGGAAGGUGCGGUCCAGCUCGUCGAGCAGGGCGACGUAGGUCUCGCGCGAGCAGUCCGGGUCCCCGGCGGCGACGAGGCGCUCGUCGACGCGGGCGGCGUAGCGGAGCACGUGCGACACGAGCAGCCAGGCCUCCGGGGUGAACUGCAGGCGGGGCCGGUUCGUGACGACGAGGCGCAGGGUCGAGAAGCACUUGAGGUAGCGGAUGGUGCCCGACAUGAGCGAGACGUCGAGGUCGACCGACGAAGGCACCGGGGCCUUGACCUUCUUCCAGACGCUGGACCGCAGCACGAACUCCUUGGCGGUCAGGUGCAUGAAGACGACGCGGUUGCCCUUGUCGGUGGUCUCGAGCAGGUCGGCGCACGACGUGGUCAGGCGCGACUGCAUGCGCGACGUGAUGGCGGCCAUGUCGGCGCGCGUGUAGGGGUGGGCGCGGUCGUGGUCGACGAUGAGCCGGCCCACGCCCGGGUCCUUGGCCUGCAGCUCCGGGCCGGCCAUGAAGCCCUCGUCGGCAAAGGCCAGCAUGAUGAGGUUGGGGGGGUCGACGGCGCGCAGGAUGAGGUGGAAGAUGCGCGCCGCCUCGCGCUGCUCGUCCCUGUCCAGCGCCUGGAUGAUGCGCAUGUACAGGCCGUUGGGCCCGCCGAGCUGCGAGGGCAGCGACUCGAGCGUGGCCAUGAGCUUGCGCAGGCUGCCCUCCAUCAGCAUGUCGAUGGCCAGCCUGGCCCAGAGUAUGUCGCCCCUGGACUUGCGCGCCACCUCGUCGCAGAGCGGCCGCUGGCCCUGCGACAGUCCCGGCGCCACCUUGUCCAGCCGGUCGGCGCAGUACUGCGAGAUGAGCUUCUCGGUCUGCGUGUGCACGCGCAGCCGCGGCACCCCGGCAAAGGCCUCCUCGAACGGCGGCAGCUCCCGGCUGGCCACGCACAGCUUGACGUGGUCCUGGUUGCUCAGGUCCAUGAUCAGCCGCGCGAUCUCGCUGUGCGAGUCGGCGAUCCAGGCCGCGUUGCCCAGGACGUCGCCGCGCUCGUCGACGCUGGUGGCCUGCUCGCUGACGCUGCCGUACUCGCUGACGGCCAGGGUCGACGUGUCGUUUGCCAGCUCGUCGACCGAGUAGCGGCUGCUCCUCUUGUGGACCUUUUUGCCGUUCUGCUGGUGCUGCUGCGGCUGCUGGUUAUUGGGGUCGUCCUGCUGGUCCUGCGCACCCUCGGCCAGGCGGUACUCGUCCAGGCCGUCGAUAAACAUGCACAGCCUCAGCGUCUUGGACAUGCGCGCAAACAGCUGGUAGAAGGCCUGCGACAGGUUGACCGUGGUGUUGAAGGGCACCCGCGGCGGCCAGGGGCCCUGCAUGAAGGACGGGAAGCACACGGGGAUGAACUCGGGCUUCUGCGUCAGGAUCUGGUACAGCAUGCCCCUGAGGAUGCCCUCUCGGGAUUUUUGCACGUAGCUGCCCGCCUCGAACAGGAACACGGCCGCCAUGAGGAGCUCCGGCUUGUCCCGCCGCCGGACGUUGGUCUCGCCCUCGAUGGCGCUCGACGCCCAGCGUUGGAGCUUUUCACGCGUCGACGGGUCGUGGAACGCGUGUCGCAUCAGCGUCGUCUUGCCCGAUCCCGGGUUGCCGCUGAUCCAGAAGAUGGACUGGUUGGGGUCCUCGAGCCAGUUGUUGAAGGCGUUGGGCACGUUGUCGCCUGCUCCGCUGCCCUGCGUGUCCUUGGCCGAAAGGAUCCAGGCCGAAGUUUGCUUGAGCUCCUCGUUGGCCUUGUUUUCGUUUUCACGCAUGUCGUAGUGGAGAGCGUCGAGGAUUUCUUUUUGUGUGGGUUGGGACAAUCUCUACUCACCCUUGCUCCUAAUCAUGCCAGCCUCGGUGUCCUGGAACCUCGUCCGCCUCGUCAGCUUGCUGAUGUGUCCCACCAGCUGAAAGUAUCCAGGGUCCUGUCUGUCGCUGUACUUGGCCAGGCCGUUGUGGUCCCUGAAGAUGUCGUCGGUGGUGACGUUGAGGCCCUCGUAGGAGGCGCAGUUCUUGGGCAGCAUGUCGACGCCCCUCACGGCCGUGGUCAGCUGCUCCCGCACGCACACGACGGGCAGGUCGCGCGAGAUGAGGGCAAACUCGCCCCUGUGCGUCUCGAGCGCGUCGUUGCUGUCGGCCAUGAUGCGGAAGAAGGCGUCGUCCAUAUGCCCGCCGCCGGCGCCGCCGGCACCGCCCGCCGAGUCCAGCCUGGCCGCGAUGGCGGCGCACUGGGCCAGCGUCUGGCGGCCGUGGCCCUUUUGCGGCGUGCCCAGGAAGAUGACGCCGACGGUGCGCGGGUAGAUGCUGCCCAGCUCGCUCCGCUUGCCAAACACCUGCGACACGGCCGUGGUGGACAGCGCGUCCUUGACGAUGAGCCCGCCGAUGCCGUGCGCGAUGAAGAUGAGGUCGCGCUCCGCCUCGCCGUCCACCCGCGCCAGGUCCAUCGACAGCUGGUCGCUGACCAUGUCGCACAGCUGCCCGUAGCCGCCGGCCUCGCCCACCACCGCCACGUUCUCCGGCACCCGCCACCCCCAGCUGAUGACCCUCGUGUUGGCCGGCAGCUCCCGCGGCAGCAGGUCGCGGGGCCAGCAGACCCCGUCCUGCGUCCAGCUGCGCGUGCGGCCUCCGCCGAACCCGUGCACCAGCACGAUGUCGAUGCCCUUGUCCUUGUUCUCGCCCGACCCGCUGCUGGCCAUGCUGUUGCCCGUCGUGUUGGUGUUUGCCGUGCUGAGCCCGCGCCCGCCCUCGCGGCUGCCGUCGUGCAUGAUCAUCACCCCCGGUCCGUCCGGCUCCAGGUCCAUCGCCAGCGACCGCCGCGUCGUGGUCGCGCUGCGGGACAGCAUCGCCGUGCUGCCGUUCGCCGUGCCGUUCAUCCCGCCGUUGAGGUGCUGCUGGUGCGGGCCCAAGCCGUCGCGGAGCUGCUGCACCCGCUGCGACUUCUCCGGCACCGUCUGCGAGGACGGCUUGCUGCUUUUGCCGCCCAUUCUUGA